Bactrocera dorsalis (oriental fruit fly) is the source of this 9202-nucleotide messenger RNA. RefSeq names its product serine-rich adhesin for platelets. The coding region runs from base 3637 to 9009 and encodes 1790 amino acids. Gene Ontology annotation, cellular component: nucleus. The transcript has 9 exons. NCBI's taxonomy places the organism in Eukaryota, Metazoa, Arthropoda, Insecta, Diptera, Tephritidae. The record is from RefSeq and is a predicted model, not a curated record. Gene Ontology annotation, biological process: regulation of transcription by RNA polymerase II. Gene Ontology annotation, molecular function: nucleosome binding; histone binding.
GUCCAAGCACUGUAUUUGUGUAUGUAAAUUAUACUGAGUAGUUUGUGAAGCGGUAAAACACACCUCAACUUAACGCAAGCCAGCUAUAAUAGAAACAGUAAACAAAACAAACAACCAAUAAGCUAUUUUACACACACAAACAUACAUUUAUAUCUAAAAGUACAUACAUACAUACAUAUGAGGUAUGCUGUGUGCUAUAUGACUUAACACGCUUCACAACAUUGUAAGGAACAAUCGAAAAUUGUGCUGAAACCAUACGAGUCGCUAACCUUACACUCUUUCCCUGCCUACCCACCUCAAUCGGCAACUCUUUUCCCCACACAGGCGCGCCGACGUUGUCGCCGCCAUCGAACUCCAUAGGAGCCGCCUAACAAAUUUAUAAAAUAUACUUACCACUCAAUAUGUGUAUGUGUGUGCAUUAACAACACUAAAACAACAAAGUAUGAUAUGGCAUCAACAACAACAUAGAGAAAAUAAAAGAGUCAACCGCAACAUAAAACAAACCUAUAAAUUUAGCCAUGCGAGUGCGAAUGAACUUCUACACAACAACAGGAUAAGGUACAAGGUACGUACCGUACGCUGUUGCAAUGGUGGAUUACGCCGAGGAAUAUGGCAAAGAGUAGCUGGUUACCAACAGUGCCACCUUUGUUAUAUCACGACCAACUGCAAACAGUACGAACCACGAACAUUUAUGCCUGCGUGUGUGUGUCUGUAUGUCGUGUUUACUCUAAACAACAACAGGCCGUUCAUCAGCCGGUAAUCGGUAACUCAACAUAACAUAACCGGUGUGCAUAUGCGGUUGAUUGCUGCUGGGCUGGUGAGCGUGUAGCGCAGAGAGCGCAAAAAGAGCUAGAGACGUAGUCACACAGAGAACACCGCAAAAGAACACAACCAAGCAACAUAAAGAAUGAAGGGCGACUGAGUUUGCUGAGUGGAGUUACAGCUCGUGUAGCUGAGCGCAAAGGUACAAUGGCUGGUUUAACGAUAGGCAGAUCAAUGCAGGCACAGGCAAGCCUAAUGUUUGUUGAGCUGUGUGAGCACGCCACAGCCGAUAGACCAACCGACCUUCUGAGCGAAUCCCAACGCUGGCGUGUAGUCAGUAUUAACCGUUCGGUCAUAGCGUUCACGCCACUCGUUUUAAUGUACGGUUAGUAAAUGUGUUUAAUAAAUGUUAUUGCCAGCUUAUAGCGUCUAUGCUGCCACUGCUACUGCCUGCGCUUGCACUGUUGCAUCAAUAGCAACAACAACAAAUAAGCAAAAAUUUAUUAUCGCCGCAUUUGCUGUGUAGCACAUACAUAUUGUGUGCACUAUAGUUUCUAGGAGAUCACAGUGUAUAUUGUGUGUGUGUGUGUAUAUAUGCAACUUUACCUCGACUGCAGCAAGCAGGCAGGCAGGCAGCCGCCAGCCACAUCCAGAUAUAGGCGAAUAGUCAGCCGGUUUGUUGGUUAGUCAGUGACUGAAGUCAAAGUGUCAGCCGGUCGCUGGGUCGGUGCAUUCAUUCGUAUGUUUGUUAUACAAAGUGUUUUUGUUUAAUAUAGCUUUCGACUCGACGUGUGUUUUGUGUGCGUUCAAUCACUUUUAUUUAUUUUGUUUUUGUAAAUUUUGCUCCGUCGGCCGGGUUUUUGUCGUCUCGCUUUUGUUUGGUCUUUCGUCGGCGCGCUGGCCUUCCUGUGGAUUCUGGUAACAGCGCGCAUACAUCUGUCUGCAUGUCGGGUACAACCGUGUAUUGCAGCAAAUAGUCGCCGUCGCGUUCGGUGUGGCAGACAGGCAGCCAAAAUAGGCAGCAAAUUAUCGUUGCCGCGUUGCGUUUGAGCCGUUUUGUCCGCAUUGCAGUGAAUAUACUAACAUAAAUAUACAGACGAGUGCAGAUUUUUUUUUUUACAUAAUUCGUGUUUCGAAACGUUUUUGGUAUUUAAUUUGUGCAUAUCUGCGUGAUUAUUCGACGGCGGCAAAGAAAUAUCUACAUAGCCGUAAUAAGAACAACAAAAAAAAAAACGAGCUUAAAUUGCUUUGACCGCAUCGGAGCAAUUAUUUGUGAUUUUUUCCUUUAGAAUGUAAUUAUUUUUUCUUGCGAUUUUGGCUUGGUUGCAGCUUUUAACUGCACAUUGGAGAAAAAGUCAAAAAAUCAUGCUGCGAGGCACGCGAUUUUAAGCUUUGUUGUUGUAGCAGCAACCUUUUUUUAAUAACUCAUAACCAUUGGUUAUUGGUUGGCUUUUAGUUAAACACAGUCUGUCAGCUUAAAUUGGUCCAGUUUGUCUGAGCAAAAGCCAACGUGUUAAAAAAAACACAAAAUUGUUGUUGCUUAUCAAAUUGCCCAAACUAGCUCAAGUGUUUUAAAUUUCGGCACAAAAAUAUACUUCGUACGCGUCAUACCGAUAACAAAUUUCUACAAUAACUACAAUAAUAGCUAAUACUAUUUUUUGUCAACACAGUUAACAACAAACACAACAUAUGGAAAGUAAUAAGAACACCCCUUCAAUCCUGCAUAAAAACAAGUUAGGAGUAGACAAAAAACAUGUUUUCAUUAUAUAAUUUUUUGUGAACACUUUUUGUGAAGAAAUAUACAAAAAUAAAAAAAAGUGCUGUUAAUUUUAGCAAAGAAAGCUACCUGAACCAAAGCAAGUCAACUCAAAGAAAUAACAAAAUGAAAGAUCACACCGGUGUCUAUGUAAAAUAUAGAAAAUAAUAAUAAAAACAGCAAAUGAAUAAGCGUUUAACUAACACAGCUGCAAGCGUAAAACCAGUAGAUAUAUAGAAAUAUUUACAUAUAUAUAAAUAUACAAAGAAGCUUUAUGGAUAAAGUGUAGCAACAAAACAAUGGAAUAAGUGAAGCUAAUAAUAAAAGAAUUUCGCCUGUUCUCAAGAAAGCAAAAAUCUCGCACACCGCAACUCUACAGGUGAGCUGUGCUAGUGUUUGUGUUCAAGAAGUGGCAGACGGCAAAAGUGAUUUAAGCAACGGUUAGCUUACGAAGCAGCCAACUAGCCACGAGCACUGCUCGAAACAUAGUAGAAUGAGGAAAAGUUGAAAAAGUGUAUAAGAAGAAUAGCUAUUUGGCUAAAAAGUGCGACGAUAAGGUAACGACCACACAAAGCAUUCCCAAGAAAAGGUCUAAAACACACACACACGUGCGCACAAUAAAAUUUACAACAAAUAACAAAUACAAUUACUUUAAAAACGCGUGUAUCCAAAGCAUAAUUGAUAGUAAAACGCUACAAGACGUGAAGACGAAACAACAAAAAUAAACAAAAGCAACAUCAAAAACGUUGAACACGUUAAACAACACGCACAGGAAGCCAACAACGGUGGAGCAAACAACGUUGACUCGACGCAAGUACCACACGCACACGCACACGCAUGCAAACGUACAAAGUAAAUGCUCAAAUCGACAUUUAUUUACCGCUGUGAUUCGAAAAAAAGUAGCCAAAAUCACGCCAAGAGUGCGUUCCUCAGCGCAAAGCAUAGUGUAAGUCAACAACUCCGCCGCCUUCAACACACACUCAAACGCGCAUAUGCACGCACAUAGCUACCUCCGAAAAAUUCUAAACCACCGAUUUAUAUACACAUAUAUGUUUAUUUAUAUAAAACAAUUUUUUGUUGUUGUCGAAGUGUAACAAAAAAAGUAACACUACAUCAAAAUGAUGAUGAUGGAUACGACAAGCGGCGAACAAGCCGGUCCACUCGACAGUCCGCGGGCAGGUGAUGUACCCGCGAUUGCGGCCACCUUCACAGUCGUGAAAAUGGACGAAGCGCACACCGAGGCAAUGGAUGCGGAGAGCAAUAAUAAUCACAUUGAAGUGCACGAGUACAAGGAGCAUCGCAAGAGCAAGAAGAAGAAGCGCGAUAAGCGUGAUAAGGAACGACGUAGCGAAAAGCAUCAUCGUCGCGAACGUGAUGGUGAACGUCAUCAUCAUCGACGUCAUCGUGAUCGUGAACGUGAUGAUGGCGAACAUCAUCAUCAUAAUAAUCAUCAUCACCAUGCGCAUCUGAAUCACUCUACCUCAGCAUCGUCAUCGCCCUCCUCAUCGGCGUCAUCGUUUUUAUCAGCUACAAUAUCAAAUGAAUAUAUUGCCGUGUCACCCGCCUCAUCAUCGCCCUGCUGCAGCGUAGUGUCAGCGGUGAGCAGUAGCGCCAGCGUAGUGACGGCAACUACGGCAACGGCGUUGUCAUAUCCGCACAAUUUAAAAAUACGUUUCCUGCUUUCCGGGCAAAAAACUGAACUGAGUCCACCCGCACAUCAAACACACAGCAACGAUGCGAAUAGCACGCAAAGCGGUAGCAACGGCUCUGGCAACAGCAGCCACAACUCGGCCUCAUCAGGUACAACAUCCGCUUCAAUAUCCGCCUCAAUCGCCUCCUCUGCGGCGGCAUCAACACUCUCCACCGCCACCGCCUCGCACAAAUACACACUGUCAACGGAUGCCAAAAAUGGUGGUGGUGCAACAAAUUUAAGCACCAGCAAUGUCAACUCGUCGGCGUCGAAUGCGCAUAAAUCCAACGCCGCUGGCAGUACAAAUAGCAACAACAACAGCGGUAGCAAUUCGAAUGCCCAAAAUUACUCCAGCGCAAAGGAGCAGCAGCAUCAUCGCGAUGACCGUUACACCACACAAGCGCCAACGAACAGCGCUGCGAAUGCCGCCAGCAAUGCAGCGAAUGCGGCAGCCAACGCGCCCAGCCUAUAUGUCUCUGUGCCACUCUCCACCGCCAAUGUACCUGGAAUCAAUUUGCCAACAAGUAGCGCAGCAGGUGGCGCAACAGAUCACCAUGCCCCACCUUCACAGUCGACGCGCGCAGCUGCAGCAGCUAUAAGUCAACAGCAACAACAUCAGGGUGGUGCUGCAACAAUUAAUAUGACGGGGGGCAGCACGUCGGGCACGCAUGCGACUGCCACAACCACAGCACUUGCUGCUGUUGGUAGUAGUGGUGGUGGCGGCGCUGGUGGACUGUUGGAGCGACAAUCGCCACGCAUUCAUCAUCAACCGCCGGCGCUUUCCGAACAUCACAGUAAUAGUAACAGCAGUUAUUUUGCUAGUUCGGCAAGUGGUCUGCCAACAGCGGCGCAUAGCAGUGUCAUACAUCAGAGCGGUAAAUCGCCAUCGGGCAAUAUGAUGUUGAGCGCAAGCAGCAAUCCCAAUCUGAUGGCCACCACAACGGAGACUGGCAACCUGAAAAUCAGUUAUGAAAAGCAAACAACGCGUGUCAGUCAGCUGCAAGAGCAGGAAACAGCACCAGUGCGAAGAAGCAGAUCACGUUCGGGUGAGAGCAGCAUGCAAGCGCUACAGGCGCAACAUCUACAACAUCAGCAUCAACAGCAGCAGCAGCAACAGAGUGGCCAAUCACAGCAGCAGCAACAACAGCCGUUGGCAACACAAAAAACCAAUUCUCGCUCCGGCAAGAAAAGGGCCGCAGCUGCCGCAGCAGCAGCCGCAGCCGCUGCCGCUUUGGGUGGCAACAAAAAUCGCGAUUCACCAAUUGAAAAGCUAACGAAAUCAUCACCGUCGCCAAUACAACAACAUUUUCGCAACGAAUUAGCAACACCUACACCACCACCAAACGCACCCUCACCACUCUCGCUGCCACCGCCCAGCGCUUCGACACCGACACCAACACCCACACCUACACAUACACCUUCACCAUCGCCGGUUGUAAUGUUGCAAGGCAGCAGUAACAGCAAUGCAUCCAAUACAGCCUCACCAACAAGGCAAAAGAAUGCCAACGGCAACGGUGGCAACGAAGUGAACGGCGCUGGCAACAUGAAUGCCAAUGGGGGAAGUAAUAAUGGUGGCGGUGUCAGUAGCACAUCAACAAAUAUGGUCGCGACGAAUCUUACGCUUGGUGGUGCAACAUCCAGUUCAGGACUCACAUCCGCGGCCACUUCCUUCGCCAGUCAUGGUUGUGACAAUGCUGGUCCCACUGUCAAAUCGGGUAAUAAUAACGGCGAAGUGGUUAAUCUUAGCUCUAAUCAGGGCGCUUUAAAUAAUGCCAGACGUGGUGGUGGUAAUGCCACAAGUACUGCAAUAGAAGGUAGCAAUAUGGGCGCCACCGUCGCGGGUGCGUCUGGUAAGAACACAAACGAUGCAACUUUGAUAACCACAAAUCUAGGUGGGAAACCACUGAAUAAGAAAUUGUUACGUGCUCAACAAACGCUCUAUCAGCAACAGUUGGCCGCGCAGCAACAACAACAGCAACAGCAGCAACAACAAAAGCGUUCACCUGAUCACAAAAAUGGUGGCGGUAGAAAUACAAAUGCCACCACAGGCGCAACUGCCGCCACUUCCUCCACCUCCUCAACCAGUUCCCCUUCCUCUAGCACGGCCACAGUUUCGCCUGCUAAAGCUUUAACUAAUCUAACAAAUACUAAUAAACCUAAUAGCAAUCCUUCCACUGCUCCUCCCUCAAGUAACACUGCAACAUCAACUGCUUUUACUAACUCAACCACUAGCCACAAUUUAAAUAACAGUAGCAAUAGCAAUAUUAAUAACAGCAAUAGUAGUAGCAAUAGCGCCACUAACACAAGUCAGCUGCAAACGCAACAGCAUCAGCAACAACAACAACAAUCCGCUCAACAGCAACAGCAACAACAAAACAAUGUUGCUGCUGCUAGCGACAACAAUAAUGAUAUCAUUGAAAUUUUGCAAUUAACCCCAACCAACACUUCUACUUCUUCAACGCUAACUCAUCAUCAACAUCAUGCCUCUAAUCAUCCACCACAAUCAAAAACAUUGCAAUCCCCCGCAAACUUGGCAACAACUUCAACAACCACAUCGGCUGGUAUACACCACAGAACGCCAGAUAGCGGCAUCUACUCCUCCUCGUCCUUUGUGGCGAACAGCAGCACCGUAUCGAAUGCCUCCUCGAGCAGCAGUAGUAGUAGCGGUGGUUGCGGUGGCUUAAAAUUCAGUUACGAACCUCAAGCCGCGGUCAUCGAUUCGCCGGCAGCACAUUUACUCACCGCCGUCACAACUGCAACAGCGUCGUUAACCGCAAUGACGACUAAUAUCACCACAACCACCUCUACCACAACCAUCAAAGACUCACCGCCCAGCUCACCAGGCUCCGAAAUCGGUGCAGUGGCAACAGCGCCACGGAAACGUGGACGUAAAGCAAAAGAUCCACUUGCAAAUGCGAAUGAGGCAAAAGUUGAUGUCAAAGUGUUUCAGAAUGGUGGUCAUGUCUUAGGUGCCACGCCCACAACUGCCGCUGCAGUAAAUAUGGCGAACAGUGCGCCGUCAGGUGUGCCCAGUAGCGGUUCGACGUUGCACACCGCUGCCCACAUGCUCGGCAAUCAACUCAAUCCGAAUAGCAAUGUGGCACAGAAGCUCUCCGACCAACUGCACAUGGAAAUACAGGAUCACAGCAUCUACACCGCAGAUGCUGUAACACCGCAAUUCGUGGGUGUACCUUUCCCAGGCAAAUCGACGCGUAAUUCUACUUCAACGCCGAUCUCAACUAGCAACAACACGCUCACAAUCAACUCAGUCAGCGCUGUAACACCCGCAACAGAAAUGACCGGUGGCACAUCACUAGCAUCGAUGUUCGGCAGCGGUGUGAAUGGGAAUAUGUCCAUACCGCAAAGUUUGGAACAACUGCUCGAACGUCAGUGGGAGCAGGGCUCACAAUUUCUCAUGGAGCAGGCGCAGCACUUUGACAUUGCUUCUUUGCUCUCCUGCCUGCAUCAAUUGCAACGUGAAAAUGUACGCUUAGAGGAACACGUGACCAGUCUAAUAGCACGUCGGGAUCACCUGCUAGCUGUGAAUGCACGGCUUGCCGUCCCACUGAAAACGAAUACUACGCAGAGCCAAGCCACGGCCGUAUCAUCGACAGCGAUAUCCACCAGUGUUGCCACCGUCUCGACAACAGCCCCAGCCGCAGGCGUUGCGACAGCGACCUCGGCAAUAGCAGCUGCCUGUGCAGCAGCAGCAAUAGCAACAACAACUGCAGCGGUUAAUGCGCUUGGCGGUAACAAUGCGGGCACUGGCGUAGGAGCUACUGGCGGUACUAGUACCAUUGGCCCUGCUAAUGCCGGCACCGCUUUAACAACUGUUGUAACCGCUGCAGCAACGUCACUUGCUACCGCUGUGACCACAUCGCUCACUGCUUUGACUGUGAAUACACGCGUGCCCAAUACGACCACAACGCCAUCAGCUGGUGCAGGGGGUGGGGCACCAACUUCGCGGCUAAAUACAAGUGUGCCACAACAACACGUUUUGGAAAAUGGCAUCGACUUUCGGCAAGUAAGCGCAGCAACAACGACAACGUCAGCACAUGUUGGUACAGUUGGCAGCGGUGGAGGCGUUGGUCCACCCAUGGGCAUGAGGCACUCCACGGCCAGCUAUGUAAAUGCCUCAGGAAUACCAGCAACCAGCAUUGCAGGCAAUCUGUCAACAACAAUGCAUCCCAAUAAUCUCGAAGGGCUUGGCAACAUGCAUACAACAGCUGCAACCACAGGCGGUGCUGCAACCGCUGUUGUUGGUAUGUCCACAAUGACGGCAAAUCGUCUUGCACAGCAACAACAACAGCACCAACAGCACAUGCAAUCAUUGCAUCAGCAGCAACAGCAACAACACCAGCAUCAUCAAAUGUCGCUUGCGGCCGCACAGCAGCAACAACAACAGCAGCAACACAUAGCACAAAGUGCCGCCGCAGCAGCGGCCAUGCAUCAUCACCAACAGCAACAACAACAACAGCAGCAGGCUGCUCAUACGCACUUGCACGCCACCCAUCCGCUACAUCUAGCACACACGCAUACACAUGCACCGCACGUGCACACGCAUGCUCCUCAUACACAUCAUGCACAUCAAACGCAUCCCAAUGCCCAAGUUAAUGUCAACGUCAACGCCGGCAUCGGUGUCGGUGUCGAACCACAUUCACUUGCAUCAACGCGUCUCGGCGGCGUCGGAGGAAAUGGCGGUAUGGUGGGCAUGGUUGGGCCACACAUUGGCAAUAAUAAUAAUCCGAAUAGCAGCAACAACACCGCGGCAUCACGAGUCGCAGCUAAGACGCGACGAUAACCUAGUAAAGCCCAGCUGAAAAUCGACAGCAGCUUUAUUGGCCUUUCGCCCUAGCCGUCAGCCACAACAGCACACGACAGACCAGCACCAGCAGCAGCAACAACAAACAGGAAAACGAGCGUCAAAAAAAGCAAAAACUCCACAAAAAACAAAGGGAGAAAGGGCAGCGUCGCAACAAGCAGCCAGACAACAG